ACAAACAAUAUUUUUUGACUAUGCCUUCUAAUCAGAUUAAAAAUUGCUAACCAUUUGAUUAUUUUUUAUUCAUCAGCUAUGCUUACGCUUGCUCUGGUUGAAUUGUUUGAGGAAGUUAUAAUGACUAAUUUUUUUAUUGCAUUGUAUUAGAGUAACACAAGUUGUCCCCUAAGAAGUCCGACAUGGUAUAAAUAAACAAGUGCACAAUAGUAUAUAAGUUAGAGGACACACACACCCAUUGGCUUCAGUGCCUUAAAUUUUAACAUGUUAUUAGAGCUGCGUAUCCAUAACGUCUCCUGAUUCAAAAAAACAAACAAUCGGGAAAAAAAAAAAUCUGAAAAAGAAAAAAAAAUCCGGAAAAUAAAACUAAGGAAAAAAAAGCGAAGUCAUAUAGGCCUCUGAAACUUCGGCAAGGAGCAGAUGUCUAACGAUUUAUGUUCCGCUUGAGUACAAGCCUAGACAAAGCAAGUCGUACGACCUCUGAGACUCAAACAAAGGAUCAUAAGUCUAACACUCGAUGACGUUCCUUGAGUACAAGCCUAGGCAAGAAGCAAGUCGUAAGGCCUCUGAGACUCGGACAAUGGAACAAAAGUGUAACACCUGAUGACGUUCUGCUUGAGUAUAAGCUUAGGCAAGAAGCAGGUCGUAAGGCCUCUGAGACUCAAACAAAUGAGUUCAAGCCCAGACAAGAAGGAAGGAAAAAAAUGGAGUCCCACUUGAAGGGGGAGAAUAAACAAGUGUACAAUAGUAUAUAAGUUAAAGAACAAACACACCCAUUGCCUUAAGUGCCUUAAGGUUUUGUGGUGAUGUGAAUGUAACUUAAAUUCUACACAUUGGACCUAAUAUGAACAAGUGAUUCUAGAUGGGGACAUCCUGAAUUUGUGAUUUACAAGUUGUAUAUUUUAUCAAUUACUGCUAUAAGUGUAUAAGGGUAGAAUAGGGAUAUGUAAAUAUCGACAGCUGGAUACAGCUGUAAUGACAGCUGUUAUUAGUUAGGAUUCAGUUAGGAUUUGAUAACUGAAUAGUUAGCUUGAAGAGCAAGCUACCAGCACUCUAUAUAAGUCAUCUACUCACUAUUGUAAUAUUCAGCAUAAUGAAAAUAGAAAUUCAGUUUCAGAUUCUGUUACAGUUUCUCUCUCUUCUCUCUCUCUCCUUUUCUCGUUUUCUCUGGUUCUAUCAUGGUAUCUAGAGCUUAGGUUCAAUGGCAGAAGCUUCAUCUUCAACGCUUCCCUCAUCUUCUUCUUCUACGCUUCCCUCAUCUUCUUCUUUGCAUGAGAAAGCUUUGACUCAUGCUGUCAUCAAGCUUGAUGACACGAAUUUCUACUCCUGGAAACAACUGGUUGAAGGAGUGAUUAGGGCUCACAAAUUGCAGAAAUUCAUUCAAGAUCCACUGCAAAUUCCAGAACAGUUCUUGACUGAGGAAGAUCGAUUGACAGAAACAGUGAAUUCAGCAUACUCUGAAUGGGAGCAACAAGAUUCUACUUUGUUUACUUGGUUGCUCUCAACACUAUCUGCUUCUCUUCUUCCUACAGUGGUUCAGUGUCGACAUUCAUGGCAGAUCUGGGAGGAAAUUCAUACUUUCUUCAACGCACAUUCCAAGGCUCAAUCUACUCAACUGCGCUCUGAAUUGAAGACAAUCACAAAAGGAACAAAGACUGCUACAGAGUAUCUCAAGCGAAUCAAGACUAUUGUCAAUACACUGACUUCGAUUGGUGAGCCAGUUCUGUUUCGUGAUCAUCUUGAAGCCAUCUUUGAUGGACUUCCAGAUGAGUAUAGUGCGUUGAUGACUGUGAUUUACAGUCGUGACACCUUUUUCACCAUCUCUGAAGUUGAGGCCAUGGUGAUUGCUCAUGAAGCACGCUUUGAGCGCAUGAAGAAGAAGCAGCAUGCAGAUUCCACUGCAUCUGUUUUUCUUACCCAAGUUCCUUCUCAGAUUCCUGCACCAGUGUCGCAACCACCACCGGUGGCCAAUCCUUCUCCAUCGUCUCCGUGGCAACCACCUUCAGCGUCACAAUCUGCGGUGCAGAGUGAUGAGCACGAUCGCGACAAUGGAGGAAGCAUCAAUGGCAACUAUGGAGGUAGCUAUGGCCGUGGACGCGGUCGCGGGAGAGGUCGCAGCACUCUCCAGUGUACGUUUUGUCACAAGUUUGGUCAUGAUGUUAGUUCUUGCUGGUCGAAGCCUGCGACAGCAUCGAAUGGUUCGAAUGGUGCUAUUGGUCAAUCCAAUUUUGGAAAUUCGACUACUGCACCCAAUUUAGGGUUUUCUGGAGCUCAAUUUGGGAAUUUAGGGUUUCCUAAUGCUCAAUUUGGGGGUUUUGGUCCCUACACGAAUUUAGGGUUUCCUGGAGCAAAUUUGGGAUUUUCUGGACUCAAUUUAGGGUUCUCUGGAGGAAAUCUGGGAUUUCCUAAUGCUCAAUAUGGAGGUUUUGGUCCCUAUACUGGUCUUGGAGCUGGAAUGCACAAUCCUUUUGGUCCUUGGUGUGCACCUCCUACUGUACAUGGUACUUGGGGCUCUCAAUUUUCUGCCAGACCACAACAACAGGCAGGAGCUAUUCCCAGAGGUUUUACUCCUCCUACUGCACCACCUCAAGCACCACCACAAGCAAUGCUUGCUACUGUUCCUUCUCAGGGUCCUUCUCCUACUGCAGCUGCAGCAGCAGUACAGUGGUUUCCUGACUCUGGUGCUACUCACCAUGUCACCAAUAACCCUGCUGUGUUUGUUGAUAACAGUCCAGUGAGCUCCUCAGAACAGAUUUACAUGGGCAAUGGUCAAGGAUUGCCUAUUCAAUCCAUAGGACACCUCUGAGCUUCUUCUCACAGGACGUGUGGGUGAAGAUGGUCUCUACUCCUUUGAUGGACCUCUCACUCGAGCUUCUUUGUCCUCAAGCCAGUCUUCUUCAGCACUUUCCUUUCGGCAUCACCAGGCUGCUCUUGUC
This is a messenger RNA of Lotus japonicus, 2936 nucleotides long. RefSeq lists its product as uncharacterized. Bases 1202 to 2806 code for a protein of 534 amino acids. Lineage: Eukaryota; Viridiplantae; Streptophyta; Magnoliopsida; Fabales; Fabaceae. The record is from RefSeq and is a predicted model, not a curated record. The transcript has 2 exons.